This is a messenger RNA of Cooperia oncophora, 675 nucleotides long. The record is from the annotation of a GenBank genome assembly. Lineage: Eukaryota; Metazoa; Nematoda; Chromadorea; Rhabditida; Trichostrongylidae.
AUGAUCGCCGAUUACCAGAUGGGUAACAUCCUCUGGGAGAUCUACCGCUUACUCGUUGAGGCUGGCGGCGCCAAGAAGUCUAGCAAACACAAGUACGAAACAAAACCACGCAAGGAAGAGCGAGAAAACUCGCUUACAGUCAACAACGACAUUCUGCAGAAAGAAAUCCAACACCAGAUCUCGAGCAUCAGAAUCAACUAUUACGUCGACUUUCCCAAGGAGAACGUCGUUCUUGACGAGUUGAUUCACAUACGACAGUUGUUGGAAUCUCCCCGCGGCACGCUCAACUCCGUUGACUCCAGAAAUGAAAAGCACGAUGAAGACGAUCGAGCAAUUUAUGAAGUCAAUCGAUCAAAAGCUCGGGCUCGAAAACGCCUGCAAGAACUGAAAGACGUCAAAGAUAGAUCCUUCGGAAGAACGCGCACGCUACUCGUUUGGGACCCAACCCUCAGAUGCUGCCUUUGCUCCGCCACCGGCGAACACGACAGCGACCACUGCUACAGAUACCGCACAGUCGCAGAAAAAAGCAUCGCAGAUGCCGCACAGCAUGCCUCAGACUGUGCCCAGAGCCACUGCAAGUUGAAACUCGCUGCACUUACUGCGAAAGCUCUACACACCACUCUUCUCUGGGUCAGUGUGCUAAAUCGCACUGCCGCCACCGAGUAUGAAGUAUGA